Messenger RNA from Labrus bergylta (ballan wrasse), 7009 nucleotides. It is a transcript of the gene adcy3a, whose product is annotated as adenylate cyclase 3a. NCBI's taxonomy places the organism in Eukaryota, Metazoa, Chordata, Actinopteri, Labriformes, Labridae. Gene Ontology annotation, cellular component: plasma membrane. Gene Ontology annotation, biological process: adenylate cyclase-activating G protein-coupled receptor signaling pathway; cAMP biosynthetic process; intracellular signal transduction. Gene Ontology annotation, molecular function: adenylate cyclase activity. The record is from RefSeq and is a predicted model, not a curated record.
UCUGUUCCGUUUCUUCUGCGGAAAACACCCAGGAGCUCAGAAACCGGGGAGCACGGACACCGGGAGCGAGCAUUGUGUGGUCUGUGUUCCUGCUGGGCGAUUCAUCGAUUGACUUGUUUUUUUUAAAUAUUUUAAACCACGCUGAUGUGUGUUUGUGUGACUGAGGACACACACACACACACACACACACAGACACACACACACACACACACACACUGACACACACACUCAGCUGUGUGAGGGGAAUUAGCACUCAGAGGAGACGACAUCUGGCUCCAGAAGACACGGCCAUGUGAGGAACUGCUGAACCGGUCUGUCAUGUUUGAGGACGGAGGCGGACGCUGGAGGAGGGGAGGAGCCACAUCUGCACCACCGCCGAGUAAGCAGACAGGAGGAGCCGGGUGUUUGAGUCACAUGUCCGAGGGCGAGGAGGAGGCGUGUCCGACCUGAGCGUGUCACACACACACACACACACACACACACACACACACACACACACACACACACACACACAGGACUGACGAUGCGAGCGGCUUUAGAUGGAGCGAUCAGACUCACCGAGACAGAAGAAGAAGAAGACACGGGCACGCCGCGCUGAUUCAUGACGCCUCUCAGGGGGAGACUGAGAGAAACCAGCACGCCACAAAUGCAACACAGGUGAUGCACGCCUGAGACUCCAAGACUACACACACACACACACACACACAGACACACACACACACACACACAUCCCCCCCCCGGUUCUCAAAAGAGUCCACCAUCAUGCCUCGGAACCGGGCCUUCUCUGAGCCCGAGUACUCGGCGGAGUACUCUGCGGACUGCUCGGUGACGCUGCCCUCGGACCCGGGCCAGGCGGUGGGCCGGACCAAUGAGGUGACGGUGCGGAGCUCGGGAUGCUGCCUCUGCCUGCCCCGCUUCAUGAGGCUCACCUUCGCCCCCGAGUCCCUGGAGAACCUGUACCAGACCUACUUCAGGAGGCAGAGGCACGAGACGCUGCUGGUGCUGGUGGUGUUCGCCGCCCUCUUCGACAGCUACAUCAUCGUCAUGUGCGCCGUCAUCUACACCUCCGACAAGCUGGCGUCCGUGCUGGUGGCGUCUCUGGGGCUGGCGGCGGACAUCGCCCUGUACCUGCUGUGCCGCUUCGGGCUGCUGCCGGACCGCGUGACACGGCGGGUGGUACCCUACGCCCUGUGGGUGCUCAUCGCCGCGCAGAUCUUCUGCUACCUGGGCUUGAACUACGCCCGCUUCCACCAGGCGUCGGACACGGUGGGCUGGCAGGCCUUUUUCAGCUUCUCCUUCUUCCUCACGCUGCCGCUCAGGCUCACGCCCAUCGUCCUCAUCACCACGGUGUCCUGCGGGGUCCACACCCUGGUGCUGGGCGUCACCAUCGCCCAGCAGCAGCAGGAGGACAUCCAGGGGGCGGCGCUGGGACGACAGCUGCUGGCCAACAUGGUGAUCUACGUGUGCUCCAUCACGGUGGGCGUCAUGUCGUACUACAUGGCCGACAGAAAACACCGCAAGGCUUUCCUGGAGGCCCGACAGUCGCUGGAGGUCAAACUGAACCUGGAGGAGCAGAGCCAGCAGCAGGAGCGCCUCCUGCUGUCCAUCCUGCCGAAGCACAUAGCAGACGAGAUGCUUCAGGACAUGAAGAAGGAGCCCAGUCAGAAGGAGAUGCAGCAGUUUAACACCAUGUACAUGUACCGCCACGAGAACGUCAGCAUCCUGUUUGCAGACAUCGUGGGUUUCACUCAGCUGUCGUCGUCCUGCAGCGCUCAGGAACUGGUCAAACUGCUGAACGAACUCUUCGCUCGCUUCGACAAACUGGCUGCUAAAUACCACCAGCUGAGGAUCAAGAUUCUGGGGGAUUGUUACUACUGUAUCUGUGGUCUGCCCGACUACAGGGAGGACCACGCCGCCUGCUCCAUCAUGAUGGGCCUCGCCAUGGUGGAGGCCAUCUCGUACGUCAGAGAGAAGACUCAGACUGACGUGGACAUGCGUGUGGGGGUCCACAGCGGGACGGUUCUCGGGGGAGUUCUGGGUCAGAAGCGGUGGCAGUACGACGUCUGGUCCACCGACGUCACCGUGGCCAACAAGAUGGAGGCCGGAGGGAUACCGGGGCGUGUCCACAUCUCUCAGAGCACCAUGGAGUGUCUGCACGGGGAGUUUGAUAUCGAGCCGGGAGACGGAGGAGAGCGCUGCGACUACCUGAGAGAGCGCGGCAUCGAGACGUACCUGGUGGUGGUUCCUAAAGGACCUGUGGGCAAGAACGGCAUCAACGGAGUGAAGCUGUCUGUGACGUCAUCCAAUGGAAACUCUCCGCUGCUGAUCAACACCACAGAGUGUAACGGAAGCGUGAACACGGCCUGCACCACACCCGAGGAGCCCGAGGAGCUCGACACCAAGGUGGUGAACCCAUCGUUCCCAAACCCUCGGCGGAGGCUGCGUCUGAGAGACCUGGCUGAGCGAGUGAUCGACGCCCAGGAGAACGAGCAGGAGCUGAACAAGCUGCUGAAUGAGGCUCUGCUGGAGAGAGAGACAGUGCAGGCUCUGAAGGGGAAACACACCAACAGGCUCUCUCUGAGGUUUGAGGACCCGGACCUGGAGACCCGGUACUCUGUGGAGAAGGAGAAGCAGAGCGGAGCGGCUUUCUGCUGCUCCUGUGUGGUGCUGCUCUUCACCGCAGCCAUGGAGGCCCUCAUAGACCCCUGGCUGAUUGCAAACUACAUCACGUUUGCUGUGGGAGAAGUUCUGCUGCUCGUCCUGACGAUCUGUUCCCUGGCUGCCAUCUUCCCCAGAGUGUUUCCCAAGAAGCUGGUGUCCUUCUCCACCUGGAUCGACCACACUCGCUGGGCUCGAAACACAUGGGCGAUGGCGGCCAUCUUUAUCCUCACCAUGGCCGACAUCAUUGACAUGCUGAGCUGUCUGCCUAAAGUCUCAGCCUCAGGCAGCCCCACUGUGGGCCCCUCCUCCUCCUCGUCCUCAUCCUCCUCCUUAUCCAGCCCCGAUGGUUGCCAUGACAACCCUAAAUACUACAGCUACAUCGCUGUGCUGGCCCUGAUGGCCACCACCAUGCUGGUUCAGGUGAGUCACAUGGUGAAGCUCACGCUGAUGCUGCUCAUCACCGUGGCAACCGGCAUCGUCAACAUCUACAGCUGGAGGGAAAUCUUCGACCACUACGACUCGGCCCGCUUCCAGGACUACAGGUCCUCCCUGGUUCCCUCCAAGUUCACCAUGUCAGUGAUGAUCUUCAUCAUGAUGGUCAGCUUCUACUAUUUCUCCAGACAUGUGGAGAAACUGGCCCGCACUCUGUUCCUGUGGAAGAUCGAGGUCCAUGAACAGAAGGAGAAAGUUUACGAGAUGAGACGCUGGAACGAAGCUCUGGUGACCAACAUGCUGCCUGAACACGUCGCUCGACACUUCCUGGGCUCCAAGAAGAGAGACGAGGAGCUGUACAGUCAGUCGUACGAUGAGAUCGGAGUCAUGUUCGCCUCCAUCCCAAACUUCUCUGACUUCUACACCGAGGAGAGCAUCAACAACGGCGGGAUCGAGUGUCUCCGCUUCCUCAACGAGAUCAUCUCGGACUUCGACAGUCUGCUGGAUGAGCCUCAGUUUCGCUGCAUCACCAAAAUAAAGACGAUUGGCAGCACGUACAUGGCCGCUUCAGGAGUCACUCCAGACGUCAGCAACGGAUACAGCUGUAUGAAGAAGGAGGAUCAGUCAGACAGAGAGCGAUGGCAGCACCUGGCUGACCUCGCAGACUUCGCUCUGGCCAUGAAGGUCACGCUGAUGAACAUUAACUACCAGUCCUUCAACAACUUCAUGCUGCGCAUCGGUCUGAAUAAAGGCGGCGUGUUAGCAGGUGUGAUCGGGGCGAGGAAACCCCACUACGACAUCUGGGGGAACACUGUGAACGUGGCGAGUCGUAUGGAGUCCACGGGGGUGAUGGGAAACAUCCAGGUGGUGGAGGACUGCUACAACAUCCUGAAGGAGUACGGUUUCCGCUUCGUGAGGAGGGGGCCGAUCUUUGUGAAGGGGAAAGGAGAACUGCUGACGUUCUUCUUAAAGGGACGAGACAAACAGGGUUCAUUCAUCAACGGCUCCUCCGUCACGCUGCCACACCAGGUGGUGGACAGCUAAGGAGCGCACACACACUCACACACUCACACACACACACACACACACACACACACACACACACUCACACUCACACUGUCUAUGGAGAGAGAUUUGAUCCAGCAGAGGUCGUUUAGAAAUCUAAAUAUCAUGUUGGAUUUAAACAAUGAGUCACACUGAAUGUAAAACAGCUUCAUGCUAACAUGCUAACCAUGCUAACUCAAGUGUCGGUGACGCUGCUCCUGCUGCUGUCAAUCAAAAAUUAAUCAAUCAUGAUACGGCUACAAAGAAAAUCCAAAACUUUAACACUCGACCUCGUUCAGUUUUAUUUCAUGCAAAACCGAAGGAAAUGAAUUUAAUCAAACUGACGCGAGUUAAAUAACGUGAUUGAUUCUAUCUCUUUAAAUAGACGUCUUACAGAUUCACACACAUAUGGAAGCCCUAAGUGGACAUACAUCCAUUUGCUCUAAUUGUGAUAACGAGUAAAUUCCUGGUUAUUUUCUGAUAACAAUUUAAUUUUGUGAGAUCUCCAAAAAUUGGCUGAAAUUAACUCUUUAUCACAGGAAAACAGAGAACAUAAAAUCAAUGGAUGUAUGUCUGCUUAGGGCUUCCGUACACACACACACACACACACACACACACACACACACACACACACACACACACACACACACACACACACACACACACACACUCACUCAGUGCCAUCCCCUCCUCCCACUAACACUACCUGACUUCUGGACACCUGGUCUCACUGCUGGGCCUCAGCCCUCAUCUCCAGAACUCUUCCAUGAACCUGAACCUGCUGACUCUUAUGAGGAGGAGGAGGAGGGGGAGGGGGAGAACAUGUAGGACGUGGACCAAUGAGAGUCCAGCAUGUGACACACACACCUGCCCCCGUGUGGUCGGUGUGUAAAAGAGUGUGUGCAUCGCUCACAGUGUAUUUUUUUCCCGCAGGUAAAGUAUUGUUUCUAAAAACUGAUCCAGGAUGAGGUCUCUGGAUUCUGGAAGUUUCUGCUCUGAACCAUGAAGGACGACACACUGUGUGUGUGUUAUGUGUGUGUAAUGUGUGUUUGAGGGGAGGGGAGGGGGGUAGAAAUAUUUAAAAAAAAAAAAAAACGAUUGUGGAUCGAUGGAAGUGCCUCUCACAGCCGAUCACCAUGUUUUCAUUCAUCUGAAGGAUCCCACUGCUCCCCCUACAGGCAGGAGGACGUCACUGCACUGCCGUUAGAGGAGCGUUACAGUUUAUUACAACUUCUAAACGUUAGUCUGCACAUCACAUGGUUUGGAUCAGAGGUUUUUUACAAAAGUGUGUGAAAGGGAGAAUCCCUCGCUGAUAUUUAAGAGAGAUGAAGUUUAUAUUUUUCACAUUUUUAUCCACAGACCUUUAAAUAAAGUAUCCAGUAAAUUAGUUGUCCUAGUUUGGGGUUAAUAUGUGCAAAUCUUAUUUUGACGACUUCACAGCAGACAGAGCCUCGCAACCCCCUGAAAUCUUUGCCCCCCCUCCCCCCAAGGGAAGCCCAGACCCAAGUUUGGGAUGAUCUUAAAAAUGUUGUAAUAAACUGUAAUGUUCCUUUUACUUCAUGUUUGUUUUAAGUGAAAAGAAGAGUGAAACAAAGGGAUGUGAAUCAAACAGAAAUGAUGGAUGUAUACAUCUGAACAUGUUUGCAGCCUGUGUUUCCUCCUGGUGUUAACAUGAUGUGACGUCCCAUUCUGAGGUCAUUAAACAUCACGGGCUUCUUCACUGAGGUCACAUCUCAGCAUGAGGAGAGUCAGACCACCUCAACAUUUGGUUUUUUGUUGAUUCUGUUUGUUCUUCUUGGACCUGCGUAAUCCUUUUUAAUCACUUCUUGCGGGGGAAGUUUCACCUGAUGAAACCUGAUUGUCUCUGAUGUGCAGCUUCACAGAGCAGGAAGGAGACGUCCUUAAUCUGUUCAGACUUUAGAGAUGUAUUUCACACCUGCAGCAGAAUAUCCAGACACAGACGUCAUGUUAAUCCCAGCUGGAAACCGGCUUAACUUUCUUUUUUCUUUUUUUGAUACGUUAAUGUGUUUAAGUACAGGAGAAGUUUGGGGAUAUGAUGAAGUGCAAUAUGAAGUAUGCAGGUGGAAAAAUGGACAUCUGUCAAUACCUUUUAAAGGGUAGUUCCAAUAUUUUAAAACCAGGCUUUUUCAUGCCUUUUCGGGGUCUGAAGGUCUUAAAGGCACUCAAAGAGUUUGAUUGGUUCCAGUAGAUGUCAUCAUCAGCCUGCAGCAGUGAAACAGUCUGUGAGGCUGCAGCGUGAUCUUUGUGGGCGAAUGUGUCAAAGUGAAGGCUGCAGGAUGAAGCAAUCUUCACCCCUCCUUAAAACGAGCACUGAAGCCGCUGUUUGGACCGGGUUACAGGUUGACUGUGCGGCCCGUGAUUGUGACAUCACACCAAAUAUGAAGGCAUGAGGGAACCCUCCUGACAGUGUGAAUUUAUUAACGAUAUUUAAUUGGACAGCAGCAGUGCCAUACAGGAGAAUGGCAUGUUAUAUACAGUAUAAGGGGUGUGGUGGGGUUUGAGGGGGGUGUCUUUAGUUCUGUCUUCUGCUGAUUGUAAAGGUCAUUAGUGUCUCUUGUAGGACGGAAUCAAAGUGCAAUAGUUUCUUCUUCUACAAACCUGAGUCCCUCCUCUCUGAAGCAGACGUUCAGCCCCUCCCCCAACUCAUAUUUUUAUACAGUAGUUUAGUUCUAUUAUAAAGAAGGUGAGGAGGCUGUACAUAGAUUUUACACAGUUCAGAUGUCUGCAGACACCGCUGAUGUUUUCUUACAUGUGAAAGUGCCAACGACAGAGAGCAGGAUGGUUCAGAUGUUAAAGCCACACAACAUGGACCGCUCCUGGUUUAUAUUUAAAGAAUCUCAGGCUGAGCGGA